CAUUUACUAAGAUUUUUUCAGUGGAGGAUCCUGAGAUGUUACGUCCAGUGGCUUUGUUUCAUUUUCCCACAUUUGUGCACUUUCACAGAUAUUAAACAGUUAAUAAACCACCGACAUUACACAUUUAAACUUGAAAAAACACUAAAUAGACAAAAUAAACCAAAUCACACAAUUUCACUCAUCGCGUUCCCGGCAAAUGUCCCUAUAAAAAAUAAAACAAAACUACUAGUUCUACCAUAGAUUAUACACAUAAUUUAAUAUUUUUAGUCCUAAAUUCUAAAUUUUAUUACUGUUUACAAGCACUGUGUUGGUGUGACCCAUUUUUCUAAAUUAAUUUAUUUUUGUAAUUUGUGAUGUUUUCACUAUUGUAUCAAACAGAUAUAACAACAGAAACAUGAACGAUAAAAUAUAUUCAAGAAUGCUUUUACGUCGUAGAUUCUGGAAACGGAUAGGAUUCAUGACAAUUGUUUUUGUUAUUUCUUUUUACAUCUCUCUUUUAUUAUUCGGUGAUUUUAAAACACCUAGAGUCAUGUAUUUAACCGAGUUAGACCGCUGCCCUGCUUGCUACGGCGUCAACGUUUGUCCAGCUUUAUAUUCAAAUCAAAUAACAUUAGAAUCUCAUACAUGGUCUAGUAUAUUCAACGUUAAAAACAUUUACUACGGGUACACAAAAACAAAAAGAAGAAUCGUUUUAAAGAAAUUGGCUCACAGUUCGGAACUAAAAGACUUCGAUAGUAAACUAUGUAGCUAUUGGAAUUUAAAAAAAACCUGUAAGCCCAUGAAUUUGCUGAAUGUUUCCAAUUUGGAUGAGAAAAUUAUUAAUUUAGUCGAAUAUAACUUGACUACGCCUGUAAUGGAGCCUAGGAAGGGCCUAAUAGUAUGCCCAUAUCCAUAUAGUAUUUAUGAUUUAGUCAACCCAGCUAUAGCAGAAAGGAAUGGAAAUUACAAUUCAGAAAUGUUAAAUGUUUGGACUAUGUUAAAAAUCAAUCCAGAGCCCAUUAUAUUGCAGACACUAUCAAAAUCUCAAGGUUGGCCUGUGCCUGCAUAUGGAGGAGUCUGUGGUAGGCUGGAAGUAGUGGGUUAUGAAGGGGAGCCACUGUCAGACUUGCUACACAUAGCAUGGCAUCGGAAACUAAAGCAUGCAAGAAAGAUCCUUGAUGCUGCUAUGGAUUUUACAUUUAAACACGAUAGGUUCCGUUUCUACAUAAUGGACUGGUCAACCGACAAUAUAGUGGCAAACGAAAGAGAUGAAGUGACAUUUGUUGAUUUAGAAGACGUCAUUAUACUAGACAAACACAUAUCACCUAAAAAGGACCUGCCGCACUGGUAUCAGCGUUAUAUACAUGAUAUAGACGGUCCAGGUUUUGUGUUUUCAAUCGAGAAUAUGUGUAAACAUCAUCUGAGCGACCAUAAUAUAUGGGCAGCCUGUUACGUUUUAGCCGGUGAAGAAGCGUAUUUGUACCCUAUUCCCUCACAAGUUAAUGCUUCACGGCCUCAUUUAGACAAGCUAUUGAAUAAGUGUCUGAAUGGCGAUGAUCGUUUCAGCACUGUGACUAAGCUGCAGCAUGUUAUUGAUGAUCUUUUGAAUGAUGUGAAAUUAUUUAAUUAUGGCAUUAGAUGAGUUUUAUUAUUUUCCAAAUUAAUGAUAACGUAUGUACGUUGUCUUAUGGGUCAAGAACAUCAAAUUGGUAGUAAUUAGGUACCAGUAAAUAAUAACAAUAUUUAGGUACCUUGAUGUAAUGAAAUUGUUGUUACUAAUUAAAAUGAAAAAUAUAUAAAUUUGAAAAUGUAUUUUAUGUAGGUAUGUGUGGUACUGGCGCCAUACACGUACUUUGGUGUACUGUGAUUUUGUUUUUCUUGACAGAUCAGACAGAGACUAAGUUUUUGUAAUCUGAUUCAAAUUUUGAUGAUUUUACAUUUCAUUGAAAUCCUGGAAGAUAUAUGAUUUUAAUGUAGGUACCUAACAAAACAAUCUAAAAAGUCAUUUUGAGAUUCACGAACAUAGGUCAUAAUUACUUCACGAAAUUAAAAGGUUAAAUAAAGAUGCAUUUUUUUCUUUCUCCAUCAAAUUGAUUGCGGGUGUUCGAAAUAAGUAUUAUUACCUACUUUUCAGAUUGUUUUUAGCUGUUGUCCGUUUGAGUUUUUAAAAUGAGAACUGUACAAAUCCAAUUUUUUAAAUAGUCAUGUUUAAAAAGGGUACAAAUCAAUAAUAAAAAAUAAAACUUUCAGAAUGUA
This is a messenger RNA of Bombyx mori (domestic silkworm), 2235 nucleotides long. RefSeq names its product divergent protein kinase domain 2A. Lineage: Eukaryota; Metazoa; Arthropoda; Insecta; Lepidoptera; Bombycidae. The transcript is spliced from 3 exons. The record is from RefSeq and is a predicted model, not a curated record. The coding region runs from base 395 to 1621 and encodes 408 amino acids.